CUUCUCUCUCUUCUUAAUAUUAAACCAUCAAAGCUUUGCUACUCUCCAAACUACCAUAAACUGAUAAACCCAACUCUCCUCCUCUCUCACUUGAGAAGCCAAGUCCUAUUUUCUAAACCGAUCAAAUAUAAACAAGUUUAAAUCUCUUAUGUCUCUUACAAUUUCAAUUGGUUGAAGAUGAUGGAGACGAGACAGAACAAUGUUCACUUCCACAGACCCAUUUUCUUACCAUUGUUAUGCUCCAGACCUUCAAUCAAGAACGUGACCCUUCCGGCUAAAUUAAAUCAAGAAGACCAUCAAGCUGAUCCUCUUUCUCCCAAGAUUAGCUGCAUUGGUCAGGUCAAACGCAGCAAAAAGAUCGUCGGUCAUCCCACCACCACUUCCUCCUCGAUAACUCCCGCCGCUCACCACCGCUACUUUAAGCUCAAACGCCUUUUCUCGGGGAAGAAUCUCACUUUCGCCGCUCCCACCACUACAACUACUAAGAGUAUUCGAGGAAGAAUCAAAACGGAGGAGUUUGAUAGCAAAAAGAUUAAUGUAAUCGAUGUCGCUGAUAUGGAUCCGCCUUUGCCAGUGAUUAAGAAGAAGGAUAACGAUUGUGGCGGUGGCGCUGGAGCAGAGAAUCUGUGGAAGAGGAGAUCUGGUGGUGGUGAUUGUCAACUACGGACUUUGCAGAUUCAAAGCAAUUGUACUCAUCUUUUGAAGGUUACAACUGUUUGAGUUUUAAUUCAAAGAUUUUAAUCUAUGCAUUUAUCUACAGGCAGUAAUUGAACAAAUACAAAAUCAGAGUCUCUUCUUC
Messenger RNA from Raphanus sativus (radish), 799 nucleotides. RefSeq lists its product as uncharacterized. The coding region runs from base 178 to 720 and encodes 180 amino acids. Lineage: Eukaryota; Viridiplantae; Streptophyta; Magnoliopsida; Brassicales; Brassicaceae. The transcript has a single exon. The record is from RefSeq and is a predicted model, not a curated record.